CUAGUAGGCGAAAAUAUGUCACAGAGCCAGGCAUCGAUAGAAGCACAGCUCUUCUAACUGGUGGGGUUACAAGGCUUUGCAUUAACUAAUGUUGUUCCCUAUUCCUAUGUCGGACCGUAAGACUUCUAGUCUUUUGGCCUGUCUUCUCAAUUCCGACAAUGGACGUGGAUGCUUGUCUACUAAGGAAAUUUAAGAAAAGCCCAUAAGCCAACAACCUGCUGGGAUCGUAUGACUGGUUGACGGUGGUGGUUGAGAGAGGUGAGAGGUCCGACGAUCAGCAAGCGUGAGACGAAGCUUAGCGCGACGUUGCAGUGACAGGUGGCUUCUUCCACUCAGGCACGCCGCGAGAUGCCGGCGGUUAGGAAAACCGUAGCCGAAAUGCGUUCCAGGGUUGAAGGAUAUGAGAAGACAGAAGAAGCAUCAGAGAAAACAUCCUUAGCCGACCGAGAUGAAGUGAGAACAAUAUUCCUCAAUCAGCCCCAACUAAUUAAGUUUUGUAGUAACCAUGUCAGCACUGCGAAAUAUAAUGUACUUACAUUCCUGCCAAGAUUCCUAUAUUCCCAGUUCAGAAGAGCAGCAAAUGCAUUUUUUCUAUUCAUUGCACUUCUUCAGCAAAUCCCAGAUGUUUCACCUACAGGUCGUUACACAACAUUGGUUCCACUUUUAUUUAUACUUAUCGUAGCUGCUGUAAAAGAAAUCAUAGAGGAUCUUAAACGACAUAAAGCUGACCGUGCUGUAAACAGGAAACAAACACAAGUGCUGAGAAAUGGAGCUUGGGAGAUUGUCUUCUGGGAAAAGGUAGUAGUCGGAGAUAUAGUUAAAAUAAAUGGAAAAGAGUAUAUUCCUGCUGACACAGUACUUCUGUCAUCAAGUGAGCCACAAGCCAUGUGCUAUAUUGAAACAUCAAACCUAGAUGGAGAGACAAACCUCAAGAUUCGACAGGGUCUACCAUUAACAUCUGAAAUAAAAGAUUUAGACAGCUUGAUGAGGCUGUCAGGCCGACUUGAAUGUGAGAGCCCCAAUCGCCAUUUAUAUGAUUUUGUUGGAAACAUUCGACUAGAUGCACAUAGCACUGUUCCUUUGGGUCCUGAUCAAAUCCUACUCAGAGGAGCUCAGCUACGAAAUACUCAAUGGGUUCAUGGAAUAGUGGUUUACACUGGACAUGAUACCAAGCUUAUGCAGAAUUCAACCAGACCUCCUCUUAAACUGUCAAAUGUGGAAAGAAUUACAAACAUACAGAUUUUGAUACUGUUCUGCAUUCUACUUGCUAUGUCCUUGAUCUGCGCUAUUGGCUCUGCAAUAUGGAGUAAUAAACAUCAAGACAGAGACUGGUACAUAGAUUUGAACUAUGCCGGAGCCAACAAUUUUGGACUAAAUUUUUUGACUUUUAUCAUUCUCUACAAUAACCUUAUUCCCAUCAGUCUGCUGGUUACGUUGGAGGUCAUUAAAUUUAUCCAGGCAUUCUUCAUAAAUUGGGAUAUGGACAUGCAUUAUGAUGUAACAAAUACACCUGCCAUGGCUCGGACAUCAAAUCUUAAUGAAGAACUUGGCCAGGUCAAGUAUGUGUUUUCAGACAAGACCGGCACAUUGACUUGCAAUGUUAUGCAGUUUAAGAAGUGUACUGUAGCUGGAAUUGCUUACGGUCACUGUCCUGAAACUGAUGAUCGUGAAGUUUCUGAGGAUGACUGCCAGAAUUCGCAAACAGGUGAAGAAAUGGCUUUUCGUGACCCUUCAUUACUGGAAAAUCUCCAAAGCAAUCAUACUACUGCCCCAGUCAUUUGUGAGUUUCUCACAAUGAUGGCUGUUUGCCAUACUGCUGUCCCUGAGAGGGAAGAUGAUCAGAUCAUCUACCAGGCUUCAUCUCCAGAUGAAGGGGCAUUAGUAAGAGCAGCAAGACAGCUUGGUUUUGUUUUUUCUGCGAGGACACCUAACACUGUAAUAGUAAAAGCUCUUGGACAUGAAGAACAAUACGAACUUCUAAAUGUGCUUGAAUUCACAAGCAAUAGAAAACGGAUGUCUGUGAUAGUUCGAACACCAACAGGAAAGCUGCGUCUGUACUGCAAAGGAGCUGACACAGUAAUUUACGAUCGCCUGGCAGACAGCUCAAAAUAUAAAGAAAUUACCUUACAACAUUUAGAACAGUUUGCUACAGAAGGUUUAAGAACUCUCUGUUUUGCUGUUACUGAAGUAUCAGAAAAUGCAUACAAAGAAUGGUUACAAGUUUAUCAAAAAGCAGCUACUUCCAUACAAAACAGGGUACUCAAACUUGAAGAGAGUUACGAACUAAUAGAAAAGAAUCUUCAGUUGCUUGGGGCUACUGCCAUUGAAGACAAACUUCAAGACAAAGUGCCUGACACAAUAGAGACAUUAAUGAAAGCUGACAUUAAAAUUUGGAUCCUUACAGGAGACAAGCAAGAAACUGCCAUCAACAUUGGACAUUCCUGUAAGCUCCUGAGAAAAAAUAUGGGACUGAUUGUCGUGAAUGAAGACAACCUUGAUGCAACAAGAGAGGCCCUUAGUCAUCACUGCACAACACUUGGUGAUACUUUGCGGAAAGAAAAUGACUAUGCAUUAAUAAUAGAUGGCAAAACACUGAAAUACGCUUUGACGUUUGGAGUACGACAGAGCUUUCUGGACCUGGCUUUGUCUUGCAAAGCAGUUAUCUGCUGCAGGGUUUCUCCUCUUCAGAAGUCUGAUGUUGUAGAGAUGGUGAAGAAACAAGUCAAAGUUAUAACUCUGGCUAUUGGAGAUGGAGCAAAUGAUGUUGGCAUGAUACAGACUGCACACGUUGGAGUUGGAAUAAGUGGGAAUGAGGGACUGCAGGCAGCCAAUUCAUCUGAUUACUCAAUAGCACAGUUUAAGUAUCUGAAAAACUUGUUGCUAGUACACGGAGCCUGGAACUACAACAGAGUAGCUAAAUGCAUUUUAUACUGCUUCUACAAGAAUAUUGUCCUAUAUAUUAUUGAGAUCUGGUUUGCCUUUGUCAAUGGGUUUUCUGGGCAGAUUCUUUUUGAACGAUGGUGCAUUGGUUUAUACAAUGUGAUCUUUACAGCUUUGCCACCUCUUGCACUUGGAAUAUUUGAGAGAUCGUGCCACAAAGAAAACAUGCUGAAAUAUCCAGAGUUAUAUAAAACAUCUCAAAAUGCACUGAAUUUCAACACAAAGGUUUUCUGGUUUCAUUGUUUGAAUGGCCUCUUCCACUCAAUUAUUCUAUUUUGGUUUCCACUAAAAGCGGCACAGCAUGAUAGUGCAUUUGGAAAUGGGAAAACAUCUGACUAUCUGCUACUAGGCAAUAUUGUUUACACGUUUGUGGUGAUAACAGUGUGCUUAAAAGCUGGACUGGAAACUUCUUCUUGGACUGUGUUCAGCCAUAUUGCUAUAUGGGGCAGUAUUGCAAUGUGGGUAGUUUUUUUUGCAAUCUACUCGUCAAUGUGGCCUGCUAUUCCAUUAGCACCAGAUAUGUCUGGAGAGGCAGAAAUGAUGUUUAGCUCUGGUAUAUUUUGGAUGGGUCUUUUGUUUAUACCAGUAACAGCUCUUCUGCUGGACAUAUUUUACAAAGCAAUUAUGAGAACAUGUUUUAAGACACUAGUGGACGAAGUUCAGGAACUAGAGGCAAAAUCCCAGGACCCAGGAGCUGUUGUACAUGGAAAAAGCCUCACAGAAAGAGCGCAAUUGCUGAAGAAUGUUUUUAAAAAAAGCACAGUCAACUUGUAUCCUUCAGAGUCUAUACAACAGAACUUACUCCAUGGCUAUGCUUUUUCACAAGAUGAAAAUGGAAUAGUCUCACAGUCUGAAGUGAUAAGGGCUUAUGACACCACAAAACAAAAGCAUGAUGAAUGGUGAACAGAUGUCAGAGAAGAAAGGUCUAAAUAUUACUCUAACACAAGUUACAUGGAAUACUCUCUUCCUGGGGUUUACUGACAGAAGAUGGUCUUACUCCCUAAAAAGAUCUCCCCAGCAGAUCUUUCUUAAUUUUUAUAGUACAGGCUCUGACUGCUACUGUCCUGUAUUAUAUAGACAUAAACACUGUGCAAAUAUAGUGUAACAGACUGAUUAGUACUGAAUGAUACACAGUUUCUGCAUUGUCUUUAUAAACAGGAUUAAAAUGUUCUCAUCCUACUGUAUUGAGUUAAAGCAUUAUACUGGUUGCAGUAUGUUGAAAGACAGAUUUGCAUUGUCAGGAACUAAAUGUUAUUAACAUGAGCUACAUUUGUAACUUGCUAAUCCAAGUCAAGUUUGCCAUUUAAUUGAAUGAGAAUUUUUUAAAUUUAUGGGGAUAUAGUGUGUGGCUCCUUUCCAGAAAUUAGCCACAUAAUUUUUUGUGCUUAUUUUUGAAGCAAUGAAAUAACACAGUAUUAAGAAAGAAUUAUACUUUCUGAUUGCAUCUACAAACCCUAAUUGUUCCAGACUGCCAAAGAAGUUCAUUGUUACAUGCAUCUCUGAAGCAGAUUAUCAUAAAACAAUAACCAUAAAGCUGUAAGAUUCAGUUCAUGGGAUCUUAACCGCAAGUGAUGCUUCAUAUGUGUUGAUCCUGGAAUUAUCCUGUUAUCUUCAUUAAUACCAUUUCUUGUUUGGGAUUCUUCAGCUUUGGCUUUAAGUCCCCUUUCUUUAUUACUUUUUGGCACUUAGGCAGCCUUGCUUGUGCAAGUUACAUAAGUGGCAUAACAUAUGUGUCUACUGCUGUAAUUUUUGCAAAUGUUCAGAACAUGACUUCUGAAAAAUAUCCAUCCAAAAAUGCAAAUUUGUCAUCUCACUAAGUAUUUUUUCUUCUGAAUGAGGAUGUACUUGCAGUCAUAUAUGACAUCUUUUUUUUUUUAAUACAGUGCUGGUCAUUUACAGGUUUUAAAGAAUGCUGUGUUCCAUAUCCCCAGUAAUUGACAGUAAAAAGAAAAAGUUACUUUCAGUAGUAGUUUACUCAUGUGGAAUGUAACAGUUUUCUCGCUAUGAAUUGCUGAACUUCUUCCUAAUAAUGAAAUAUAGAGUAUACAGAUUCUGAAAGGGCAGCUGUGAAACUAAUACUAUAGCCAUUUAAGGCAAUGUAGGAUUACUUGAAUGUUGUGCAGUGAAUGCAAACAGUGUUUGACAUGAGAUGUCAUUGAGUAUUCAUGCAGCAGUGCCACUGAUCAAUAAAAAGAAAUCAAGUUGCUGUGCUUGUAAAAUAAGGGGCUAUACAAAUGAAAUAUGCUUUUUUUCUUAUUUUGUUACUAAUACGAAUAAUUAUCUCAAGUACAAACAGCUAACACCUGAGCACUGAGUUUACUGUAAUCUUAAUGGUAACUGUUUACAGCUUAUGUUACUUAAUAGUUUUACAUACAUUUGGAAACAGUAGGCCCUUAAAGAGUUCUUAGUUAAAUAUUUGGCACUUUUAAAGCUUGAGGGUUUAUUGCGGCAUUAUCAGUGCUGUAGUGUAUUCCCCUUAGGGAAAUGACAGCUCUUAGGAUUAUAACCUUUAAGCAUUUCUUGGGUCUUGGGACAUUGCAGCACACCAUUGUUCAUGGAGUCUGCCAUGUCUAUCAGUUGCUAACAUAGUGUGCCAAACCAUUUCUCCAUUUGGCAGUGUGAUGUUAUUCUCUUGCUUGAUUUGCCAAUCUGUCCUGUUUCUUGAGCAUGACAGCUUCUAUCAUCUCAGUGUUUGAGAAGAAUAUUGUGUUAUCAUAGUUAACUUAUACAGUUUGGGAAUAUAACAUCUGAGUUAUAUUAAAUUUAUUACAAGUAUCUAUCAGUCUAAUCAGAUGAUGGAAUGUAAACAUGGUCCUUUGUUCUGGCUUUUAUUGUCAGUGUGUGUCCUGUCUACCCUUUAUUUAUAUAUGUUGACUGAGAAGGUCCCACUAUGUCUGUGACAUGGGGAGACUUGACAUUGGGAAGAGAUGCAGCGGUUUAAUUAGGCUAUUUAACAUUUUCUCCUGUAUGCAUGAGUUGGUACCAAAUGUUGUCUGCUCAAGCAUGGCCACUGUUGCCGGUGCCUCUGGCACUUGUGAUUUAAGGUGCUUCAUUACCAGAUGUGGAGAUACUUCAGAUGGAACACAUUCAUAAAUGGCCAAUUUGUGCUCUGUCCAGUGUUGCAUGUAUUCUGAGGUGGUCUUAGAGUUUGCUGUGUUUUUGCCUCUGUUUUAAACUUGUAUGUCUUGGCCUACUUGUUAGCACUCCAUAAAAUGCACAGUUAUAUCUUUAAAGAGAUAUUUUAUUUUUAGUUUUCUGCCAUUGUGAAUUACGUCCAAUUUAAUUUUAAUGGUGUUUUUGCAAACUGGAAUAUGUUUUUGAAAUGCAGGAACAAAGCUGUGGUGCUUUCAUUAAGUAUAAAUCACAAUGUGAAACAGUAUUACAUGGCAGUUGACAUUCCUCUUUUGUCUUAUUUUAAUUUAAUUAUAUCUGAAUAUUUUAAUAACUUGUUAAUGGGAGCCACAAUAAAAAAGGGUAUUACCACUUCAGGGUAACUCAAGCAUUCACUGUAGGGCAGGAUAUCCAGACCUAGAUUGUACUAAUUGUUGAGCUGCAUGAAUGGUGUUUCCAAUAUCUUUCUCAGGUUUACUUUCAACUUUAAGUCAUUGCACUGUAUUUCUUGUUGAGUUGUGUGCUUUUAAAAGCAUCACCAAUUUAUUUGCCAGUAACUACUGACCUCUUGUGAAAUUGCAUGAUUGCAGCUGCAGCUUUUAAAUGUUUUGUCUUUUAAUUAUUAAGGAAAUAAAUCUUACAUUUGAAAAUA
Messenger RNA from Protopterus annectens (West African lungfish), 6703 nucleotides. It is a transcript of the gene ATP8A1, whose product is annotated as ATPase phospholipid transporting 8A1. The transcript is spliced from 37 exons. The record is from RefSeq and is a predicted model, not a curated record. Gene Ontology annotation, biological process: phospholipid translocation. Lineage: Eukaryota; Metazoa; Chordata; Ceratodontiformes; Protopteridae. Gene Ontology annotation, cellular component: plasma membrane. Gene Ontology annotation, molecular function: ATP hydrolysis activity; ATPase-coupled intramembrane lipid carrier activity; magnesium ion binding. Bases 349 to 3843 code for a protein of 1164 amino acids.